AUGCUAGCUCGGCUUCCUGCGCCUGCGAACUCGCCUACGGAUCAUUUGUUUGUCGGGACGGAUCGAUACACUUAUUGCACGUUAUCGUGGGAUGGGGAGAGGAACCAGAUCCGGACGGAGAGGAACUAUGUUGAUAUAUCUGAUCCUUCGUCGCGGGAGGCGCAGACGGGGAAUCGGUGCUUGAUUGAUCCUAGCGGACGGUUUAUGACGCUCGAGGUGUAUGAGGGCGUGAUCGCUGUUGUGCCGAUUGUGCAGUUGCCCAGUAAGAAGAGGGGGAGACAGGUUGCUCCGCCUUCGGGACCGGAUGCGCCUCGGGUCGGGGAGUUGGGCGAGCCGACGACGGCGCGAAUUGAUGAGCUGUUUGUGCGCUCGUCUGCCUUCUUGCAUGUUCAGUCGGGGCCGCCUAGGUUGGCGUUGCUGUAUGAGGAUAACCAGAAGAAAGUGAGGCUCAAGGUUCGCGCGUUGCAUUAUAGUGCGGCGACGUCGAGUACAGGGGCCGAUGCGGCGUUUGAGGAGUCGCUGGAUGGGUUCUCGCAGGAAUUGGACCUCGGAGCGUCGCAUCUGAUACCGGUUCCGGCGCCUUUAGGUGGCUUGCUUGUUCUGGGAGAGACGUCCAUCAAGUAUGUUGAUACGGACAGUAACGAGAUUGUGUCGCGUCCCUUGGAUGAAGCGACAAUUUUCGUGGCUUGGGAGCAGGUAGAUAGUCAGAGAUGGCUUCUAGCUGAUGAUUAUGGAAGACUGUUUUUCCUGAUGCUAGUCCUGGAUUCUAACAACCAAGUACAAUCGUGGAAGCUGGAUCACUUAGGGAAUACGGCUAGAGCUUCAGUGCUGAUAUACCUCGGCGGCGGAGUUAUCUUCGUAGGAUCUCACCAAGGGGAUUCGCAAGUUCUUCGAAUCGGCAAUGGCUCGUUGGAGGUCAUCCAGACGCUCUCCAAUAUCGCACCCAUCCUUGAUUUCACCAUCAUGGACCUUGGAAACCGUACCAGUGAGAGCCAGACACAUGAGUUUUCUUCAGGCCAGGCUCGCAUUGUGACUGGUUCGGGCGCCUUUGAUGAUGGAACCCUUAGAAGUGUCCGCAGUGGUGUCGGCAUGGAAGAGCUCGGUGUGCUUGGUGAGAUGGAGCUCAUUACGGACUUGUUCGGACUGCAGCUUGCGACAAAGGGUGGAUACUUGGACACUCUUCUCGUUACCUUUGUCGAUGAGACACGAGUUUUUCAGUUCAAUUUUGAUGGCGAGGUUGAAGAGUUGGACAGCUUUCUUGGUCUCAGCCUUUCAGAGAACACACUCCUCUCUAUGAACCUUCCUGGAGGAAGAAUCUUGCAAGUCACCGAACAGAGAGUACUCAUCGCCGAUAUUGAAGGCGGCAUGGUCACCAAUGAAUGGACCCCGCCAGACCGAUUAGUGAUCACUUCUGCUUCUGCCAACAAUGAUUCGAUUGUUCUUGUCAGCGGCGGCCAGAUUCUGACAGUCUUCGAUAUCAACAAUGAUGUUCGGGUUGUGGCUCAGAAGGAUUUCGGAGCAGACAGCCAGAUCUCAGGAGUCACGGUGCCCUUAUCUUCGGCUGGGGUCUGUAUCGUUGGCUUCCCUCAAUUAGCGAAGGUCUCGGUUUUGGACCUUGGCCGGCUAUCGGAGCUUCAUACAACGUCGUUGGGCCCGGCUGGUGAAGCAUUCCCACGAUCAGUACUCGUCGCCGACGUCCUUGCGAAUAGCCCCUCUACCCUCUUCAUUUCGAUGGCAGAUGGCAGCGUCAUCACUUAUGCCUUCGACGCCAGUGACUACUCACUGACCGGGAUGAACCGGCUCAUACUUGGGUCUGAGCAGCCUACCUUCAAAAAGUUGCCUCGCGGCGAUGGAUUGUAUAAUGUCUUCGCCACAUGCGAGAACCCCAGCUUGAUAUACGGCUCCGAAGGCCGCAUCAUCUACUCUGCGGUCAAUUCGGAGGGUGCAUCUCGGGUAUGCCACUUCAACUCGGAGGCAUAUCCUGGUUCGAUUGCCGUGGCCACCAAACACGACUUGAAGAUUGCUCUUGUGGACAAGGAGAGGACAACACAGAUCCAGACGCUUCCUAUGGGCGAAACUGCCCGUAGGGUUGCAUAUUCGCCCUCUGAAAAGGCUUUUGGUAUCGGUACCAUCGAGCGCAAAUUGAAGGACGGAGCUGAGAUGGUCCAAAGUCGGUUUGUGCUAGCUGAUGAGAUUAUGUUCCGUCGUCUCGACGCCUUUGGUCUUCGACCGGAGGAGCUGGUUGAGAGCGUCAUUCGUGCGGAGUUUUCUGCGGGUAAGGAUGAGAAUGGUCGCGACGUAUUCAAAGAUCGGUUCGUUGUUGGCACAGCAUACCUGGAUGAUGAGAAUGAAGAGUCAAUCCGAGGCCGGAUCUUAGUCUUCGAGAUUGACAACGGUCGGAAAUUGACUAAAGUCGCCGAGUUGCCUGUCAAGGGUGCAUGCCGCGCGCUGGCUAUGCUAGGAGAGAAGAUUGUGGCCGCUCUUGUGAAAACGGUCGUCAUCUAUGGGGUGGUGAACAACGACUUUGGUGCGAUGAAGCUCGAGAAGUUGGCCAGCUACCGCACAUCGACCGCCCCCGUCGACGUCACCGUAACGGGUAACGUGAUUGCCGUCGCCGACCUUAUGAAGAGUGUAUGCCUGGUGGAGUACAGUGAAGGCGAGAAUGGAAUGCCGGAUAGCUUGACAGAAGUCGCUCGUCAUUUCCAGACCGUUUGGGCCACUGGCGUUGCCUGUAUUGCCAAGGAUACAUUCCUGGAAACUGACGCUGAAGGUAACUUAAUUGUCCUUCGACGCAAUCUGACCGGUGUGGAGGAAGACGACAAGCGCAGACUGGAGGUAACAGGGGAGAUCUCGUUGGGUGAGAUGGUCAACCGCAUCCGACCGGUCAAUAUUCAACAAUUGGCGAGUGUGACGGUCACCCCGAGGGCUUUUCUGGGCACAGUGGAAGGCUCCAUCUAUCUCUUUGCUAUCAUCAACCCAGAGCAUCAGGACUUCUUGAUGCGUCUGCAGGCAACCAUGGCGGGCAAGGUCGAGUCGCUGGGGAACAUUCCAUUCAAUGAGUUCCGUGGUUUCCGCAGCAUGGUGCGAGAGGCGAAAGAGCCGUAUCGCUUUGUGGAUGGCGAGCUGAUUGAGAGGUUCCUGACCUGCGAGCCGAGUCUCCAGGAAGAAAUUGUGGACUCGGUGGGCAUGAUGAACAAAGGCAGUUGCUACGAACAUCGACCUUCUAUCGAUGUCGACCCCUCUUCAUCCUUCUUCAGCUCCCACAUCAUCUUCACCGUGUUCCAGUCAUUCGUUGCGUACUGGCUUACUCCCAUCUUCCCUAGCUACUCUAUUAUCGUAUCCCAACUCCCCCGAUCCACACGGCUAUUCUGCUGGUUCAAAUACGGCACCAUGCAUACUGCUGUUUCUGAAUCCGCUCAGGCUCCUGAUACUCGUGGACUGUCCACUCUGCUUGGGGGCUUGAACAUCCAGGGUCAGCGUCCCGGGGCCAAGUACAAUGGUCUCAAGAGCAACAUGCCGCUAGCUGUGCCUCCUUAUAAUCCCCUUGUUCUUCUCCCCAAUGGAGCUUUCUUCGGUGGUCUUCCUUAUGAUCAGAACCCGUAUCUACCCCCCACUGGCAUCUAUCCGGGCUUAGCUUCCCCAUGCCCAGUGGUUCCCAGCCCUGCAGGAGACUUCUACCAUGGAGCCACCCCGAACCUGGAAGGCCCUGGACUGCCUAGCUAUGGUUAUAACAGCUUUCCCCAGUCGGGACCUGCAUGUCUACCUUUCCAGAUGAUGAAGACUCCUACUGGAUACAUCCUUCAGGAUCUGGAAAGCCUAACCCAGCAAGAUCCGCCGAUUCCACGGGCUGUGCCUGCUAUGUGGACUAACCCUUCUGAACUGACCCUUGCCAAGUGCCUGGAAAACCGGGAGGGCAUUACCAACGUCUACAUUCGAGGCUUUCUUCCAGAGACUACGGAUGAGAUGCUGCAUGCCUAUGCCUCUCGCUUUGGAAAGAUAGAUCGAUGCAAAGCAAUUGUGGACUUGGAUACAGGCCUUUGCAAAGGGUUCGGCUUUGUUCAGUACUACAACUUUGAGUCUUGUGAAAACUGUAUUCGCGGUUUCUUCUAUCUUGGCUACCAGGCUAGCUUUGCUCAGAAAUCUCGCAACUCCCGUCUCAAGGACCUUGAAGACAAGUCAUCCACUAACAUCUAUUGUACCAACAUUCCGAUUGAGUGGACAGAGGCCGAUCUCCGUCAUCACUUUGAGCCGUACCAUGUCAUCUCGGAGAAGAUCAGCCGUGACGAGAAGACUGGAGUGAGCAAGGAAGUUGGAUUUGCCCGGUUUGAAUCCCGUGAAAUCGCUGAAAAAGUCCUGUCUGAAUAUCAUAAUGCGGUUGCCAAAGACGGUGUGAAGUUGCUUCUUCGCUUCGCCGACACUAAGGCCCAGAAACUUCUCAAGCAGCAGAGUAACGAGCGCCGCGCCUAUCGUGCUGGCGAAUACAAUUAUUCGGUCGAGGUAGUUCAGGGUUCCACUCCAUCGCCUUCUAUUAACCGUCUUCAGCAGACUGCAUCUCACCUCAGCCCCAAUUCGCAGGGUAGCUAUGUGUCACCUGUUGGCAUGGGCGCAGCUUGGACUCCUGCUACAUCCAUCUCCCCAUCGUAUUUGGCGAAGAGUCAGGCUAGCAACAUGAGGUUCAACUCGUGGACUUCCCGCAAUGGACCAGGAGGUCUGGAGAAUACACCUUUGUAUCGUGGACGACGUGGAGUGUGGAAUGAAAAUUCCUCGGGCUCUUCCUCCAAGGCCAAUUUCGCCACUCCCACCGCGUCCUGCGUUGAAUCUCGUUCCGAACGAUCCAGCCCUCGUAAGGAGAUUAAGGCAGGAUCCUUGUCUCCGAUUUCCUCUCGCAGGGAGGUUAUUGUGACUUCGCCUCGGUCGGUUGUCUAA
Messenger RNA from Aspergillus piperis CBS 112811, 4926 nucleotides. RefSeq names its product UV-damaged DNA binding protein. Bases 1 to 4926 code for a protein of 1641 amino acids. NCBI's taxonomy places the organism in Eukaryota, Fungi, Ascomycota, Eurotiomycetes, Eurotiales, Aspergillaceae. Gene Ontology annotation, cellular component: nucleus; site of double-strand break. The transcript is spliced from 12 exons. Gene Ontology annotation, biological process: DNA repair; proteasome-mediated ubiquitin-dependent protein catabolic process. Gene Ontology annotation, molecular function: protein binding; RNA binding. The record is from RefSeq and is a predicted model, not a curated record.